CGCAAAUCCAGAGCGAGGCCCAGGCCACCUACUACCCUCGGGGCACGCCCUCCCUCGGGGCACGCGCUCCGGCCCCGCCCGGCCGCCCCUUUCAUUCAGAAAGCCCUCAGCGAUCACGUGAAAGAGGCGUGCGGGCCGCGUGGCGUCACGAGGCUCGGACCAAUCGGAAGCUCUGUUUAUGUCGGGGAGGGGGGCGGGCAGCGGACUCUUCUCGCCCCCUCCCCUCCCGCCCUCGCCUCCGCCUCCCGCUCUCGGGCUCUGGCUGCCGGGAGAUCGCUGAGCCAGGGCGGGCGGCGGCGCGGCGGGAGCGCCGCGGGGAGGGUUGCGCCGGCGGCUCGUCUCACCGCCCCCGGGGCGCCCUGCGUCUCCCAUCCGGGACCGAAGCCGUCGGCCGUAGCGGGCGGCCGGAUCCGCGUCCCGCCUCGGCGCCGAGAGGACAUGCGGGAGAGAGAAUGAGCCAGAGGGACACGCUGGUGCAUCUGUUUGCUGGGGGAUGUGGUGGUACAGUGGGAGCUAUUCUGACAUGUCCACUGGAAGUUGUGAAAACAAGGCUGCAGUCAUCAUCUGUGACACUGUACAUCUCUGAAGUUCAGCUGAACACCAUGGCCGGAGCCAGUGUCAACCGAAUAGUGUCACCUGGACCUCUCCAUUGCCUAAAGGUGAUCUUGGAAAAAGAAGGGCCUCGUUCCCUAUUUAGAGGAUUAGGCCCCAAUUUAGUGGGGGUAGCCCCUUCCAGAGCAAUAUACUUUGCUGCUUAUUCAAACUGCAAGGAAAAGUUGAAUGGUGUAUUUGAUCCUGAUUCUACGCAGGUACACAUGAUUUCAGCUGCAAUGGCAGGUUUUACUGCGAUCACAGCAACUAACCCCAUCUGGCUUAUAAAGACUCGGUUACAACUUGAUGCAAGGAGCCGUGGGGAAAAGCGAUUGGGUGCUUUUGAAUGUGUUCGCAAAGUAUAUCAGACAGAUGGACUUAGAGGAUUUUACAGGGGCAUGUCUGCUUCCUAUGCUGGCAUAUCAGAGACUGUUAUCCACUUUGUUAUUUAUGAAAGUAUAAAGCAAAAACUGCUGGAAUGUAAGACUGCCUCUAUGAUGGAAAACGAUGAAGAGUCUGUGAAGGAAGCAUCAGAUUUUGUGGGAAUGAUGCUAGCUGCAGCCACCUCAAAGACUUGUGCCACAACUAUCGCAUACCCUCAUGAAGUUGUAAGAACAAGACUACGUGAAGAGGGAACAAAAUAUAGAUCAUUUUUUCAGACACUGUCUUUGGUUGUUCAAGAAGAAGGUUAUGGGUCUCUUUACCGUGGCCUAACAACUCAUCUGGUGAGACAGAUUCCAAACACAGCCAUUAUGAUGGCCACCUAUGAAUUGGUGGUGUACCUACUCAAUGGAUAGCAGUGUGGGGCUGCUCCAGAGAGGGGAGACCAAAAGAUUGCAGUGGACCAUGGAGUAUCCAAGCCAGCGUGGCGGACGGAAGAAAAGUAGUUUGGGAACAUGUAACUAUGCCUAAGUGGAAGUUUGGUUGUAGGAAUUUAAGUAACCAUACCGCAUUACUUGAUCUUUCAGUAAUGAGGGAAAGAAAAACCUUGGCUGCCUCCAAGGAAAUGCCUCUCAAAGCACUCCUUACGCAAAAUUGCCAUUUUCUCUACCAUGUCCACCAGAUGCAGUUGUGUUUCAUUGAUUUAUGGCAGUCAGAGUAUAGUGUUUAUUCCAUAAGCACGCACUUCUCCAAUAUUCUAAACACGUACUGUAACUAUCCAAAGAUAGUAUUGGCAGUCAUAAAUUUCCGAUUUCUGGCUAUUAAUUCCUGUAAAAGUGUUAAGCAACAACAUAGGGAGAGCCUUGAUAUUACUGUCACAUUUUCCCAAGAAGACCUUGCUCAAUAUUUUAUGUUCAGUUAUUUGGCUUUGCAGUCACUUUUUACUGCCAAUGAGAUAGCAUCUAAAUAUCUUACAUAUUUUUAACAUUAAAUUUUGAUUUCCACAGCUUACAAGUGUUUGAUCUUUUGAAUAAUGUGGAUUUUAAAUUGUUUGCCAGUGUAUCCAACUCACAUGGUAAUGGUUUGGGAAGAUGAAAUAAACUAGUAAAUUGUUGAUUCUUGACCAUUUCAGUGACUUGAGCAUGUCCUCAUAUCUUCCCUAAUUGUAUGGUACAUGAAUGAAUGCAGUAGUCUUUUCAGUGACUUACUGGAUAUAAACUUGACUUUCUACCUAUUUGUCACACCUAAGUAUCAUUACAAGUGGAAAACAUACACCACUUCUCAAUUUUUCUGUACUUGUUUUCACUUUAAGAAUUUGAGCCCUUGAUUUGUUUUCAAGCCCAUGUAGAUUACAUUUUAAUUAUUUUGUAGAGAAACUGGUAAUUUUCUGUUUGGCCCUUGCAAGUUUUUAUUUUAAAAAAUAACAUACUAAAACUAAUAUGUGCGACAGUAACAGUAUUAAAGAUGAGGGCCCUCUGCAUCUGAUUCAGUGGGUAAUGCUCUUAACUGACUUAGAGUUUGGCAAAAGAACAAGCUGCUUUUGACAAGAAAUUUAUUCUGUGCUGAUUUUCUGAACGGUAAAUCAUAGCAUUCAAGUUAGUUUGGGUUAAAUGUAUUAACAGGAUAUAACUUUUAAAUUUUGCUAUUGAGACAACUGUACCUUUUAAUACUUUAAAUGUAUUCUCUAUAUGGCCCUUAUGAAGCUAUCUGUUGUAAUUCUGUAAGAGACUUUGCCUAUGGAUGUUGCUAUACUGGUGUAUAAAACGUCUACAAUUAAACUCCAGUGUGGGAUUCAUUUCAGUAGACCUUAACUGUGCAUUUUGUGCAGUGGCUUUAUCUGCAGAAUGACUCCUUGUGAACGCACUUUGUGGCCUUGUUUUGAGGUAUGAGAGUAGAGAAUUUCAUGAUAAAAUUAUAUUUUUUAAAAUGUUAGCCGUGUAUUGGGCAGAAACAGUGUUGCUAACUUUUUUGGGUUUUAGGUAUAUUGUUUUGGAGACCUUCAGUAUACAUGUCUUAAGUAUUCUGUGUGCCCUGUAGUGCCCCCGACACGAUUGCCAGCUUACGUUGCUGACACCAGUGAAGUGCAGUGCCCCCUUACCUUCUUCAACCUGACCUCUUGUAGUCAACAAUAGCUGGAUGUUUCUGAGGUGCUCAAUUGGAAUCACGAAUAUUCCAGUCCAUGUGGAGACCAAAGGCAAAUUGAGUUUCCUUACUUUUUAUAGUAAAUUUCAGCUUUGACAUUUAUUGUGAGGAACAUACCAAAAAAAGAAAAGAAAAAAAAGCAGGAGAUUCUAACUUAAAAGUGGAGAAGUCUCAACCUAUGGUGUUUACCUUUCUGGGUGCCACUGAUACUGCCUAAGAAUCCAGUGCCAUUUGCCUCUGAAGACCCAUCACCUCAGUUGUGCUGAAUGUAGGGCAGAGACCUCCCUCUUCUCGCUGAUCUCAGUACCCGCGAAUGGUGAAGAGUGAUACGAAAACCAGCAGCGAAGGAACACCUUACAGAGCUGUAGCAAAUUCCUAACAAGUGUCCUUCCAGGAUGACCGUGAAUGCUAUUUCUGUUUGUAUUUAGCAAGUCCAAUUUGGCCUUCCGUGCAUCGUAUUCAUCUUCUAAAGCUCUUCUGUGUGCACUAGAAGGAACAGAGUCUCCGUGCUUGUUUGUACAGCAGCUAGAAGAGCACCACUUGCUGUAGUUUAUUUUUUGUGUGACGAGGAUAAUUCAAACAGGUAUUUAAAGUUUGCCUCGGAAAUCUUUCUUGCAAAAAUUUUUAGUGAAUAAUUAAAUUAAAAUUGAGUAUAUAUAUUUUUUUUAAUUUAAAAAGAGAAUGCAUACUCAAACUCAAAGCAUUGGACUUUUUGGGUAGUGUAGACUAUGUUUUGUUUUUAUCUGUUUCUACUAGUAGAUAACUUUACUUCUGGUGUAAGGUAGUCAACACUCUUCAGAUUGGAAUGUGCUUUUACUGUAGAAUCUUCUCUGAAAAUGGAACUGAACACAUUCAGGUUAAAGCAGUAGAUCCUGGAAAAGAACGUCCUCCCGCGGAGCAGCAGCAGAAACCACUUUGGCUGCCUCUGCUACCUGUGACUCAGAGAAUCGGUUUUGUACAUUUCAGAGUCCAAAUGUGGGACUUGCCCCAUGAUUGCAGGAUACCAUACAGUGCUUUCAAUUCGGGGGGGGGGGGGGGGGGCCUGUACCACCAAAGCUGGCUCAUGGUUCUCAUUGUGUAAUUUUAAUAGAACCAACCCUACUGGAUGGGCCCCAUGCCCAUAAAUAAUUGAUUUGUCAUUUUGAAACCUUGGUAGAAUAUCAUGAGAUUAUUUAUCCAGACUUCCGUCUCCUAAACCAUGAUGCACACUGUGGAAUGACAGCAGGUUGAAACCAACAGCAUUUAGAUUGUUAAGAAAUAGUGAACAUUUCAGCAUAUUUAAAUUUGUUUUAAAUCACAAGCAUAUUGAUUUGAAUUUGAAGGUGUUUCAAGUGCUAGAAGUCAGUCCAUUCCCUACCCUUCCAGAAUCACUGAUGCCUGUCUGUUUACAUGCUCUCGUGCCCGCGCUCUCGGUACUGUAGGGACUCUUGGGGCUGCUACAUGCAGUUCAGCCUUUUUCUCCUCUGAUGUUGAUCAUGACUUUAACAUUCCUAACAGUGUAGUUGUUCGGGGAUGAUUUAAAUUGGAGGGCAUGACAGUGCGUAAAGCCAGUGCUUUCUGUCUACUCAGUGUCGCUUCUCCAUCCUGCCCUCACAUUUGCCAUGUGUCUGUACGCUGACUUUUACGCUAGUCCUUUCUGAAGUGAUAAACUGUCGCUUCACUCAGUUUUUGUGUUAAUGAGCUUUUUGAGUGUACCCCAGUGUAUGUGAAUGAGUAGAUUGUGACCUGUAAGUGGUAGCUAAUUAGUCAACUUAAAAUGAGUUGGUAACUUAACCAUUCAUGUGAGGUUUGCUAUUCUUGAUUUAUGUACAUUGCUGUAAAUUAUGUGCAUUUAUUCUGUAUUUAUGUUAUCCAGCCAACUUUUACUUGAAUUGUUAAGAUUCAAAAAAUUAAAAUAUAUUCAUGAAAA
Molecule: messenger RNA, 5023 nt
Organism: Oryctolagus cuniculus (rabbit)
Lineage: Eukaryota; Metazoa; Chordata; Mammalia; Lagomorpha; Leporidae
Gene: SLC25A36
Product: solute carrier family 25 member 36
Biological process (GO): pyrimidine nucleotide import into mitochondrion
Cellular component (GO): mitochondrion
Molecular function (GO): pyrimidine nucleotide transmembrane transporter activity
Source: RefSeq, a predicted model, not a curated record